Xiphias gladius (swordfish) is the source of this 2036-nucleotide messenger RNA. Its product is annotated as rho-related BTB domain-containing protein 2-like. Bases 130 to 1863 code for a protein of 577 amino acids. Gene Ontology annotation, biological process: regulation of proteolysis; proteasome-mediated ubiquitin-dependent protein catabolic process. Gene Ontology annotation, molecular function: ubiquitin protein ligase binding; GTPase activity; GTP binding. Gene Ontology annotation, cellular component: cytoplasm. The record is from RefSeq and is a predicted model, not a curated record. The transcript is spliced from 8 exons. Lineage: Eukaryota; Metazoa; Chordata; Actinopteri; Istiophoriformes; Xiphiidae.
GUGUCCCUUCGGCUAUGGGAUACUUUUGGAGACCAUCAUAAGGACCGGCGUUUUGCAUAUGGCAGGUCUGAUGUGGUGGUACUGUGCUUCUCAAUCGCCAAUCCCAACUCUCUGUACCAUGUGAAGACCAUGUGGUAUCCUGAGAUCAAGCACUUCUGCCCCCGUGCUCCUGUCAUCUUGGUGGGCUGUCAACUGGACCUGCGCUAUGCUGACCUGGAAGCAGUGAACAGGGCACGGAGGCCUUUAGCUAGACCCAUUAAAUCAAAUGAGAUCCUUCCUCCAGAGAGAGGCCGGGAGGUGGCCAAAGAGUUGGGAGUGCCAUAUUAUGAAACCAGUGUUGUUGCUCAAUUUGGAGUCAAGGACGUCUUUGAUAAUGCUAUCCGAGCUGCGCUCAUCUCACGCCGCCACCUGCAGUUUUGGAAAUCUCACCUCAGAAAUGUGCAGCGGCCUCUCCUUCAGGCGCCCUUCCUGCCACCGAAACCUCCCCCACCUAUAAUCACUGUGCCUCCUCCCCCAACCACCACAGAGGAGCAUCCAGUCGGUCUCCUGGAGGACCCACACUGUGCUGAUGUCAUUCUGGUUUUGCAGGAGCGACAGAAAAUCUUUGCACACAAGAUAUACUUGGCGACAUCCUCUUCAAAGUUCUAUGACCUCUUUAUCAUGGACACACAAAAUGAGGAGACCGAAAGGCCCCCUCGUGGUCCUCUCUCUGGCCGAGAGCUGCUGAUGCGUGCUGCCAGCUUUGAUGUUUGCGAGAGCAGCGAUGAUGGUGACAGGGCCAACCUGAGGGCCUGCACUAGUGAUGGGACCCUGAAAGACUCUGAGGGGGGCCGACGGGGCAGACUGCUCUCCUCGUGGAGCCGAGCCUUUGUCAGCAUCCAGGAGGAGCUUGUAGAUGACCCUCUAACAUACAGCCCCAGGACCAUGACUGUGGUGCACAUGGACCAGUCCAUGCAGCUCGGUCCUUUCCGAGCAGUACUUCGCUACCUGUACACAGGUCAGCUAGACGAGAAUGAGAAAGAGCUAAUGCACAUUGCACACAUUGCUGAGCUGCUGGAGGUCUUUGACCUGCGGAUGAUGGUGGCAAACAUACUUAACAAUGAAGCCUUCAUGAACCAAGAAAUCACCAAAGCCUUCCAUGUACGGCGCACAAAUAGAGUCAAAGAGUGCUUGGCAAAAGGCACCUUUUCUGAUGUAGUAUUCAAGCUAGAUGAUGGGACGAUCAUGGCUCACAAGCCUUUACUCAUCUCUAGUUGUGACUGGAUGGCAGCUAUGUUUGGCGGGCCUUUUGUGGAGAGCUGCACCAAAGAGGUGCUGUUUCCCAACACAACUCGCAGCUGUAUGAGGGCUGUGCUAGAAUAUCUCUAUACAGGGCGUUUUUGUUCUCGGCCUGACUUGGAUGCAAUGGAACUUAUUGUUCUUGCCAAUCGUCUUUGCCUCCCCCACCUGGUUGCACUUACAGAACUCUACACAGUAACAGUAUUGACAGAGGCAGCGAUGAUGGGGGCUGACAUUGAUGGAGAUGUGCUGGUGUACUUGGAUAUGGCCCAGUUCCAUGGUGCCCAGCAGCUCACUGGCUGGUGUCUUCAUCACAUCUGCACCAACUACAACAGUGUCUGCCGCAAGUUCCCCCGAGACAUGAAGGCCAAGUCCACAGAGAACCAAGAAUACUUUGAGAAACAUCGCUGGCCGCCUGUGUGGUAUCUUAAAGAGGAUGACCACUACCAAAGAGCACGCAAAGAACGCGACAAGGAGGACUACUUGUACCAGAGACGGCAAUGUAAACGCAAGUGGCUCUUCUGGAACCUUCCUUCCUCCCCUAACUCGAACUCUCCUUCUUCUGGCUCAUCCGCUGUCAUCUGACCGAGUGGUGAGGCUAGGUCCAAUCUGGGGUACAUUAGUAUGGAUGCGAGUGGUGAAAGAUUCAAUAGAAGCUAAGCACUGCUGACUAGGUACACCCAAAUUAUUCAGGCACACAGUUUCUCCUCCUGUUUGUUUGCCUCUGCAGUCAAACGGCACUCCUCCAGGUUUGCAAG